Molecule: messenger RNA, 613 nt
Organism: Haliotis rubra (blacklip abalone)
Lineage: Eukaryota; Metazoa; Mollusca; Gastropoda; Lepetellida; Haliotidae
Product: keratin-associated protein 4-11-like
Exons: 6
Coding region: 14-460 (148 amino acids)
Source: RefSeq, a predicted model, not a curated record
CUUAGACAGAAACAUGGACCGCUUUUCAGUCUGUCUGUUGUUUGGCCUGACUCUUAUCGUGUGUUCUGCAGUGGCACUCGUACAAGAUUUGCCAACUCCUUGCCCGGAAAUUCAAUGUCCGCAAGAAAAGAAAUGUAUCUUCGGUUACAAAAAGAUUAACGGGUGUCCUACAUGUGAAUGUAACAGACCCUACAACUGCCCCUACUACCGUCCUUGUCAGCAGUGGUUGAAAUGUCCCGCAGGAGUCGUGAGGAUCAACGGAUGCCCAACCUGCAUGUGCAAACCAACACCGAAACCUACCCCCAGACCCCACUUGUGCCUCACGUGUUGCGGUCCGCCCCCAUGCUGUAACUACUGCGGACUAGAGAAAUCUACCCCCAGACCCCACUUGUGCCUCACGUGUUGCGGUCCGCCCCCAUGCUGUAACUACUGCGGACUAGAGAAAUUGCUUGCCAAGUAGGUCACCCAGGUCCCUUAACAACACUGGUUCCAUGACGACCAUCUGUGACUGCCUGAACACUCAUAUUGUUAUUCAGUUGUUAUCAUUGCUUAGUUCCGUUCCAUAUUUGAAUAAAUACAUGAAAUAACCUGUUUAGUUAGAAUGGAAAACGAC